Molecule: messenger RNA, 1810 nt
Organism: Anastrepha obliqua
Lineage: Eukaryota; Metazoa; Arthropoda; Insecta; Diptera; Tephritidae
Gene: Cyp6t3
Product: probable cytochrome P450 6t3
Exons: 3
Coding region: 99-1685 (528 amino acids)
Biological process (GO): insecticide catabolic process; response to DDT
Molecular function (GO): iron ion binding; oxidoreductase activity, acting on paired donors, with incorporation or reduction of molecular oxygen; heme binding
Source: RefSeq, a predicted model, not a curated record
AUAGCUAUUAAUACAUAAAACCGAUUUAUGUUGAUUUCGGAAUCUAUGUACACUUUGGCAGAGAGAGAUCAAGCCAGCUACCUGCUCAUCCCCUCAUCAUGUCAGCGUACAGCUUUUACCCACUUCUAACACUAACUCUUCUCUUCAUCACAGUAACGCUGCUGCAGCUUUGGUUCAAUCACCGCUACCGUUAUUGGUAUCGCCGCAAAAUUCCAUAUCUGCAACCCACAAUGUUUUUAGGCAAUUUAAAGCCUCUACUGCUAUUUCGCACAUCCUUUGGUGAUUACUUUCGUUCACUCUACGCUGAGCCAUCUUUUCAAUCUGCGCCAUUUUUCGGUUUCUACAUACUUCAUACACCCGCCUUACUUAUACGCGACCCCCAAUUAAUCGAACAGUUACUAAUUAAAGAAUUCAAUAAUUUUCCCAAUCGCUAUGAGGCCGCCGAUCUGCAGAGUGAUCCUAUGGGCGCUUUAACACUACCUUUAGCCAAAUAUGCGAUAUGGCGUAAAAGCCGACGUGAGCUCUCAAAACUAUUCACUAGUGGGCAUAUCAAACAUAAAUUUUAUCCAAAACUUUUAACGAUCGCUAAGCAGCUGGAGGGGUAUAUCACACGUAAACUAACGCAGGAAGAUCAACAACUCUUAGUAAACUCUGGCCUGGCCACCGUGAUUGAGGUCAAGGAAAUGUGCGCGCUCUACACCACAGACGUCACAGCUGCCUUAUUGUAUACCAUUGAUACAGCAGGUCUUAAAAAUGAUGGCUGUGAAAUGCGUACACAGUGCGAAUAUUUGUUCAAGCCUAGUCUGCGUAAGAUCGUCGAUUUCUUCGCUAUAUUUUUCCUGCCCACAGCAGUGCGUGUGCUCAAGUCAAAAGUCUUCACUCAACAAUACGCACAAUAUUUGCGACGACUUGUAGAGCAGCGUAUAAAGGCGGGUGAUCAGCAUCGCGAUAGCGGCGAUCUUAUAGAUUUGUUGUUGAAAAUGCAGCAAUCUUUAGAUGACACAACACUCAGUGACUGGCUGCGCCAUACGGACUUUACAGCCGCGCAGGUGGGCAUUUUUCUAUUAGCUGGCUUUGAGACAUCCUCUUCGCUGAUUGCGCUCAUCUUAUACGAAUUGGCGAAGCAGCCGAAAAUUCAGACAAAAUUAAAGGCUGAAUUAGCAGCUUGUUUUUCUAAAUCGUCUAGCCGUGAUAUUAGCUAUAAAAAAGUUUUGCAAUUGCCAUACCUUCACAUGAUUGUCACCGAAGGAUUGCGACUGUAUCCGACAGCACCUUUUAUAAAUAGAGAGUGCUUACCGAAUGGGCAAGAGCAGACGCUAUGGUACGAGGAGAGAAGCAAGUGUCUGUGCAUACCUAAGGACGUGCCAGCAUAUGUCUCUAUUUUGGGCAUACACAGAGAUCCAAAGUACUGGCCUAACCCACAGCUUUUCGAUCCUCAAAGGUUUGCGCCUGAAAAUCUACCCUCUAUUCAACCAAUGACCUACUUACCGUUUGGUGCGGGUCCACAUGGCUGUAUUGGCAGUCGACUUGGAAUACUACAAGUAAAAUUAGGAUUAAUAUUUAUUCUAAGGAGUUAUCGUGUUAAAGUAUGUGAGCAAACACUUACCAAAAUUCAAUUUGAUCCGAAACGUUUUAUGCUAGAAGCGAAUGGUGGGCUAUACUUGAAGUUUGUCAAGGAAGAAUAAAUUUAAUAAGAACAAAAUAAUAAAUCUGUAAGCGAAAAAUAUGUAUAUAUUUACACUCGCUGCUAUGUUAUUUUUCCUUUUAUAAACAAUUAACUUUAACAAACAAAAACAAAAAAAAUUUGCAC